AUUCCUGGAAACGGCUGUAUUUUUGGGAAGAGGUAUAAGUGGAAUUGGGGUUUCACCCUUUGACCUUGGAAACACAGGGAUCUGAAUGUGCUGACUGCUUUCUUCUCCCCGGGUGAUUACUUUCCUGUGAGGGUGGUGCGUGGCUGGAGGAUUUGAGUCCUGCCAGCUCCUCACAGGCCGUUCAGCCAUUCAGAGUGACAGUCAGCUCCUCUCUCUCCGGCGACCACGGGGGACCUGGAUUUCACUGACAACCACAAGUCUGAGGCAGAGGAGUUCUCUGUGCUGUGGCUGCAGAGAGCACGACACCAGCCUCAGCAUUUUCUGCUCCUUUGAGGAGAACGUUCAGAGUUCAUCUCUGACACCAGAAGUCUCUUUUCUCUCAGGAUCUGCAUCCUCAGCUGCCCAAGGACAUGGGUCAGUCAUCUUCCUCCAAACCCGCACCAUCCAAUGCUCAUAAUUUGGCCUCCAGCUUUGAAGAAUUUUUUAAGGAUUUCAAGAUGGAAAGCAAAAUCCUCCCUCAGAAAACCAUCACUUUGAUCCAAUCACUUCUGGAGAAAGGAGAUAUUCAAAAGACAACUUCUGUGAUCUGUGAUGCAUUGAAAGAGAUUGAGAAUGCCCCAAUAAACAUUGCUGUGACAGGGGAGUCUGGAUCAGGGAAAUCCAGUUUUAUCAAUGCCCUGAGGGGUGUGGACCAUGAAGGAAAAGAUGCAGCCCAGGUAGGGUAUGUAGAGACAACCAUGGAGAGAAGAGACUACAAACACCCGAAGAUUUCCAAUGUGACAAUAUGGGACUUGCCUGGCAUCGGAACCACCAGAUUCCCACCACGGAAGUACCUGAAGGAAAUGAAAUUUGGUGAAUAUGAUUUCUUUAUUAUCAUUUCUACUACACGGUUCAAAGAGAAUGAUGCACAACUUGCCAAAGCAAUUAAAAAAAUGAAGAAGAAUUUCUACUUUGUUCGAUCCAAGGUGGACAGUGAUUUAUACAAUCUAAAAAAAUGUAAACCCAAGACUUUCAAUAAGGAUACUCUCUUUCAAGACAUUAGAAAGGACUGUCUGGAACAUCUUGAGAAAGCCGAAGUGACGGAUCCUUGUGUCUUCUUAAUCUCCAGCUUUGAUGUGUCUAACUAUGAUUUCCCAAAGUUGCAGACCACUCUUCUGAAGGAUCUCCCAGCUCAGAAGCGCCAUAUCUUUGUGCAGUGCCUGCCCUGUGUUACCGAGGCUGCCAUUGACAGGAAGAGGGAUUCCUUGAAGCAGAAGAUCUGGCUGGAGGCACUGAAAGCUGGAGCAUGGGCCACCAUCCCUUUCAUGAGUGUAGGGGGUAAUGAAAUGCAGACACUGAAGGAGACCUUAAACCUCUAUAGGUCUCACUUUGGGCUGGAUGAUGAAUCCCUCAAAAACAUGGCUGAAAGUUUGAAUGUGUCACUGGAAAUGCUCACAGCAAAUAUUAAGUCUCCCGAUUUGCUGUCAGUUCAGAAGGAUGAGGAGACCUUAGGGGAAACAGUGUUGAAAUGUGUGGAGAAAAUCUUCUCUAUCAGUGGUGGCCUCAUUGCCACUGGCCUCUACUUUGGUAAAACGUUCUAUUGGCAAGCUUAUUUCCUUGACACUGUGGUAAGUGAUGCUAAAGUUCUCCUUAAAAAAGAAGAGAUUUUUAGGAUCGAUGCCACCUCUGAGAAAACCAAACCACUUCUGGAUGCUGAGUGUGAAAAUGGGAAAAGUGAAGCAGCUCUCCCCUGACUUAUCCUCCGUGUUUUCAUGACACUGGUUCUGCAAAGGUGGAGUCAGCUUUGCUUGAUGCAGUCCCAGCUCACAGCCAAGAGUGGACCACCUCCUCCAUGACUGUUAUUUGAGAAAAAGAGCAAUCAGCUCUAAAGCAUCCGUCUUUGGGAACCUUCUUGGGAAAAUAAAGGAAAGGAAUCCAAAAUUCUGUGCAAAGAGGAGAGAAUAACUCUCUGUGUGAUGGCUCUUUCAUACCCAGAGCUUAUUACAGACAUACUAGUAAAAUGUUAUUGUGCAGUCAGUAGAUCCUCAUAAGUAUUUUUGAGUGAAUGUGUACAUAGUGUGCUUUUGGCGUUCAUGGUACUUUUGUAAAUGUAUGCACUCUGAUCAUUACUACAUCAGUAAAUGUUGAACAUAAUCCUCCUCAUCCCUUUCUAGGCUUAACACUUCAUUUGAUAAAUAAGUAAGAUAGUGAACUGACAAUGUGUCACAGGAAAUGAAAGAGAAAUUUUAAGGAAAAACAUUUAUCUGGGAUACUUUGUGGGAAGGGCAAGCGCAGAAGAAAGGAACAUACACAAGGAGUUUGCAUAUUGGAAGCCUACACAUUCUUUGGUUGUCAAUGUAGAAUAAUUUGUUUCUUAAACUGAAAGGCUAUAGAAUAACAUGGAAGAGGUUAGUAAUAAUAGUUAGCGGAAAUAAAAAGAAAUACAAGUAUUUCUUAAACAUAUGAAAAAAUACUUAAUCACACAUCUAAUAAAGGAAUUGCAAGUUAGAAAUGGAAUUUACAGUGAUACAACUUUUCACUUAUUAUAUUCAGGUAAAUUGCAAAUAUUUACCUUUUUUGGUGAAACUGUAAAACAUAGUUACAGUUGUAUAAUGCUGGUUGAAAUACAAAAUGAUACAUUCCAUAAUGUGGAAAACAAGGCAAUAGCUAAGAAAAUUACAUAUAUACUUAUGCUUUUACCAAGUGAUCCCACUUUGAAGAAUCUAUGCCAAAGAACACUAGAAAAAUUACAAAAUGUGUAUCCUCCAAAACUGUUAAUUGCAGCACUAAUUGAAUUGGGAAAAGACUAUAAACAUUGGAAAUGUUCUUCAAUAGAAGGUGGUAGAUAACCAAAUAGCUGACUAGUUAAGUGUAGAAAAGAAUGAGGAAUAUCUUCUAUAUUACCAUGGCAUGACCAGGAAUUAUGUAUAAAUCACCAGAUACAGAGAGAAGUGUAUAGUACAAUACUGCUCAGCUAAUAAGUUCAGAAUAUGAAUAAAUGUUAACACAUAAUUUUAAAGAAUCACAAAAACAUAGGAAUUAAACGAAAUUAUAGGAAGAAGGGAUAGAAUGAUUUCAAGGGGCAGGGUAAAAGUUAGGUUUUUGCUUAAUACAACUUAUUUUGUAGGCUUUGCCUUGGAAACAUGCAGAUGUUUUAUAUAGCUAUAUAACUGUUAAAGAAGUAGAAAGCAGAAUAUUUGGUAUAACAAAGCAGAGAUAUUAUUUGAAGGUAAAUUUCUGUUGGAAUAUAUCCCAAGGACAAAAAUGAGUCUAAAGGAAACUUACAUGUUUUUCAGCAGCAGUACUGACAAUAAUAUUGAAAAUGAUUUGCUUUUCUUAGACUAUAUUAUUUACAUUAGGAUAAAGCAAAUUAAGUAAUUAUGUUAAUGUAGUUAGAUACCAAGAUUUUCAGCACAAUAGUCAUCCGAACAUAAAGUAAAAUUUAAGCAAGAGCUGUACUGAAAAUAGAAGCAUGAACUCGUGAUUUAUUUUGUCUUUAGAAAAUGUCAGUUUUCUAAUGUGCAUACUGAACAGGCCUAAACACAGUGACUAAUCCAGUAAUAAUGAGAAUUCUUAGCCCCCAUGUGUGGUCUCUAAAUGCCAUUUCCCAGAACUUCUUACUCAGGGGCAGUAAGUGGAACCAGGGCUUCUUAGUUUGGGACACAAAAUAUAAAAUAAGCCUGGGAUAUAUGAUUAAAAGGAACUAUGAAAGAAUUCUAAAUUGUGUGAAAAAAGACUCAGAAGACAACUGGGAAAGGUUUCCACUGGCCUAAUGUGGAACAAUUUGGGAAACCAUAUGGCUGACACUGCGGUAAAUUGGUAACAUCAUACAUGUUUAAAUCCAUGAAGUUAUAGUGAAAGAAAAAUAAAUUUACUGGCAAAAUUUAUAGUAGGCUAGGAAGCCAAUUCAUUAUUUCAAAAACUAGAAAACAAGGGAGUGAAACAAGUGUGCUGAUAUUGCUUUUUAUAUGAAAGUAUUUAAAUUGCUUUUCUAUGAAAAUUGCAUAAUAAUCAAAUGGUUGAUGAGGGUGCACUUUUCUUUCUAUCAGUUUUCCAUGUAUAAAUGCAGAAAGAAUGAUAGGAUUAGAAUGUGAAUAUUUUGCAAGCCUGUUAGUAUAAUAGGUAUUGGAAAUGAUCAUGUAAUGACUGCUAACAUUACAAAAAGAAAAACAAGCAGAUACUAUAUGCCUUCCAAUUGAAGGAGAGAGCACACAAAUGUGAAUUUUUAUUGCCAGAAACAAAUGAAUCAGACCAAAUCUUCAGAGAUCUAUCUACCUAAUUACAGGAAAUAGAGGCAACAGAAGAACAUGGUAAAUGAUAUGAUGGGGACAGAAUCAUGAAAAUCAAAGAGUAUGGGUAAUUUCAUAGAACAAUUUCUUCAAACAAUAGGUUGAAUGUGAAAAAUUAAAAAUACAGAAAGGAGAACAUUUGGAUUAAAAAUGAAUCUAGAGAAUUAAA
This is a messenger RNA of Choloepus didactylus (southern two-toed sloth), 4437 nucleotides long. Its product is annotated as T-cell-specific guanine nucleotide triphosphate-binding protein 2-like. NCBI's taxonomy places the organism in Eukaryota, Metazoa, Chordata, Mammalia, Pilosa, Megalonychidae. Gene Ontology annotation, biological process: defense response; cellular response to interferon-beta. Gene Ontology annotation, molecular function: GTPase activity; GTP binding. Gene Ontology annotation, cellular component: endoplasmic reticulum membrane. The coding region runs from base 411 to 1733 and encodes 440 amino acids. The transcript has 2 exons. The record is from RefSeq and is a predicted model, not a curated record.